Messenger RNA from Microbotryum saponariae, 547 nucleotides. The record is from the annotation of a GenBank genome assembly. NCBI's taxonomy places the organism in Eukaryota, Fungi, Basidiomycota, Microbotryomycetes, Microbotryales, Microbotryaceae.
AUGGCGCCCGAUCUGAUUUCGCCGGUGUAUCUGCAUUCAAUCAACCCGUCCGACUUCCCCGCGCAUCGCUUGCGUCUCAAGGAAGGGAUCCCUGUAGUUCUUCGCAAUCUGGACCCAGACGCUGGCCUCUGCAACGGUACUUGCCUUAUCGUCUUGCACGCAAGAUCGCAAGUCAUUCCAGCCAUCAUCUUGACCGGAGAUUGAGCGGGCAUCCGAAUGCAACUAGCAGUCGCCAACUUGGUUUCAUUAUGCGCCGGCUCCACCCCCGCUUCGAGUUGCUUUGGCCACGACGAUCAACAAAGUCCUAGGUCAAUCACUCGAUUGUGUUGGCGUCGAUCUCACCCUGCAUCCCGUCUUCACUCAUGGGCAGCUGGAUGUGUCAUUGUCUCGAGCCAUGAGUGUUGAUCGAAUCAAGGUGCUACUGCCCUCUCGCGACCCCGCCGAUGAUGACGACGACUUACCUGCCGUCGAUCGAGCGGCAGCCGCAACCACCGCGACCCCAAAACCAGUAUUCUGCUCUGUUCUCAGGGCAAUGAACGGAGAAUAG